AAUGUAGGGGUUUAGUACUCAAGUAGUGUGCUUCCAUAGCAUACAAAGCUCGCUAAUAGAAUCAAUCAAAUCGCAGUCGAAGUAGAAGUAAUGGCAGCUUUCCACUCGAAGAUUUCAGCUCUCGCGGGCAUCUGCCUGCUGCUCGCACUGCAGGCGCAUGCGUACACAAUGAGUGACAUGUGCGCACAAAUGUCGAGCGAUGGAUACGUUGGCAACCCCACCAAUUGCAGCAAAUGGGGCUACUGUAAGGGCCAGGUACUGGUCGGCGAGGGCGCUUGCGCCUCCGGUUUAGUGUACGAAUCGAAGACCGCCACCUGCCAGUACAACACGAAGUGCGCAUGCUCGACCAGCAUGACAGAGACAUGCAAGGUGUUGAAGACGCCCGUUUAUCUGGCCGAUCCCAAUGAUUGCCAGAGCUACUCAUACUGCUUUGGCAAUGGUACCGCGUUGACAGGCAAGUGUCCUGCUGGUCAAACUUAUGCCGCCAGCACCACUUCGUGCGUGUGGGGUCCCGACUGUCAGCAGGACAGCAUUUGCCGCUUCAUGAAGAACAACAUCUAUGUGGGCGAUCCGAGCACUUGCGGCAACUAUAUAGCUUGCGUCGACGGUUACGGCACCUCCUCCACAUGUGGCACCAAUGCGGCUGGUGCGACCCUCUACUACAACAAAGCCACCGGCAACUGUCAGCCAACCAAUCCAUGCAGCAGCAGCGGCGGCGACACCAGCACCGGCACUGGCACUGUCACUCCGGCUCCGAUCAACACAAGCGGUUGCCCCGCUUUAUCCACAAGCUCGACUAGCAGCACCAGCUCUACCGAAUCUACCGCAACCGAAGCCGAUGCUGACGACACCACCACCUCUGACGACACUGAUGAGACCACCGAAUCCUCGAGCACAGUCAAGUAUGUGGCCGACAACACAACGUGCUACGGUUUCUACAGUUGCCUGGAGAGUUCCUAUGGCAAAUGGGGUGCAUGUCCAUAUGGCACUGAAUUCGAUGCCACCGCGCAGAAGUGCGUCUCACCCGCCGCCAUUGUCUGCACAUACGAUCGUUGCGCCAACACCAAUAUGACCUAUGCUGCUGUGCCGAACACAAAUUGCAACCAAUACACUUACUGUCCGAAUGGCUCCGUUGGCACUUGCCCCACCGGCUAUCUGUACUUCGAUGAGCGCUAUGGCAAGUGUGUGCCCACUAAACCAGCCACCGCAAUUUGUGGCGCCACCACCGCAUAAAGUCGGAUGUAAUUUUGUUGUAGCCCUCAGAGAGAAUUGUAGUCGCAUAAUAAAAGCAAAAAAGCAUUAA
Messenger RNA from Drosophila albomicans, 1303 nucleotides. Its product is annotated as peritrophin-44. Gene Ontology annotation, molecular function: chitin binding. The record is from RefSeq and is a predicted model, not a curated record. Gene Ontology annotation, cellular component: extracellular region. The transcript is spliced from 2 exons. The coding region runs from base 91 to 1233 and encodes 380 amino acids. NCBI's taxonomy places the organism in Eukaryota, Metazoa, Arthropoda, Insecta, Diptera, Drosophilidae.